Phalacrocorax carbo (great cormorant) is the source of this 5033-nucleotide messenger RNA. The record is from RefSeq and is a predicted model, not a curated record. NCBI's taxonomy places the organism in Eukaryota, Metazoa, Chordata, Aves, Suliformes, Phalacrocoracidae.
UCUUUUACUCAGUGCAAGUACUUAUGUAGGUAAAUACUGGUGAGCCCUGGCAAAAGUGGGAGAAUCUGGGCUUCUCUGAUUCAAAGGUUUAUUAUUAACAAAACCUUCAGUUGCUCAAACCCCACAAAAUGGUUUCAACUGAACAGUCACACCACUAGUCAGAGAAAGGCACACGUGAUAAAGAAGGAAAAUGAAAAAGCUUAUUGACAUGUUGAUACACAGCUGAUAAGGAAAACAAAAAGCCACUUAAAAAAAAACCAGUUGAGUUUUAGUCGAAGUCAGAAGCAGCAUCUGGUCUCGGUUCUCUCCCAGCGUCAAGAAGAUGUUUGCAACGAUGCUGGAGAUAUUUCCAAUUCUAGCCGUCCUUACAGGCCAUGUCAGCAGUGUUGUGGUGACCGUCCCUGAGAAGACAGUGAAUGUCACUACAGGUGGAAACGCAACCCUCCUCUGUACAUACACGAGUUCUGGACCACUGGGAAACUUCUUUAUUCAGUGGAGCUUUUACAGUGCCAAAGAGAGCCAGCUGCAUACCAUCUAUUACUAUUCAGGAGGCCAGUCUUACUCCUAUGGAGAGUUUAAGAACAGGAUAACAGCUGCAACAGGUCCAGGGAAUGCAUCGAUAACAAUCUCCAACAUGCAGCCCUCAGACACUGGCUCCUACACCUGUGAAGUUUUCAGCCCACAGGGUGAUGCUGGACAGAGUCAAAAAUCUGUGAUUGUCAGUGUGCUGGUCAAACCGUCAAAACCUUUCUGCAAAAUCGAAGGAACGCCUGAAAAAGGUCAUCUGAUCUACCUCUUAUGCAAAUGUGAAGAAGGAUUGCCUCUCCCUACCUACCACUGGUACAAAGUGGAUGGGAACACCCUCAAGCCUGUGACUGAACAACACAAUCCAGCCACCGGCAUCCUUUACAUUGGCAAUCUCACCACCUUUGAAACAGGUUAUUACCAGUGUGUAGCCAGCAACGUCCUGGGGAACAACACCUGUGAGCUUGACCUAACUCCAAAACAUUCAGACGGUGGUAUUGUUGCUGGAGCAUUAAUUGGAGCAAUUCUGGCAGCUGCUAUCAUCUGCGUUAUCGUCUGGGUCUUAACCAAGAAGGCAAAGAAAAAGAAGUCAUCAAGUAACGAGAUGCAAGAAAUGGCUCAGAAACAACCCAAUGCAGAGUAUGUUCAGGUACCCAAUGAAGAAAACAUUCCUGCGACCACAGUUCCAUCAAGCAAUGCGACACACGAAUACUCCAGUGCUGAUGAAACAGCAGCCUCUGGAACACCUGAAAAUAAUGAGAAGCAAGAAGCGGAAAAAGAAGAAAUAGCCUAGAGUUUUAAUAUGGUUUUCCUUGUCAGCUUUGAACCCCUCUAUACAGAAAAAUUGUUGUCAUUCAAUUAAUAUAGAAGCCCAACUAAAACUUAAACACAUAUUCGUAUUGUGAACCACUGGGCUGGAGGUUGAAAAAGGUAUGUUACACAUGCACUUGGUGAAUAGCAGAAAAUUUGGCCUUUAAAGUUAACCAAAUUUCAUUUAUUAACUAGUUAUAAUUAUACAUAAAUACAAGUUUAAAAAGACUAUCAUCCACAAUUAUCCAACCUAUUUUGCAAAACUAAUUAGGAAGUGGGCUGAAGCAUUUGACAAAGUAAGAGCUUUCCAGUCAACUAUCAGUAAUGCAGUACGUAUCCAUACAGUUCUGAACCACAGCAGUCUUCUCCAGAAACAGCGUUGGCCAACCUCGCGUCUCCUGUGCACCAAGAACAAUCAUCAUGGCCAAUACACUGCAGUGUGUAAAGGAUCUGAUUUUGCACGUCAGAAGUAAAAAGAAGUUUCAUCAAUGUCUUCAGAGUGCAGAAGCAGAUGUUAAGACCUGGACCAAUGAAAUCUUGUGUGUCUGAAUUCCACUUAAAGCUAAAAAAAAGAUUCUGGGAACUUUUACCCUAUUGCCGCCUGACGUGGAAUACAUUUUGUUAACAGUGACCAUCUUGGCUUUAAAGUUCCCAAGGCGCCAGCAUUCCAGAGUUGUGUGUUUCGGCAGUUCUGGUUUUCAGUUUAAUGGAACUAGCACUCAGGUACCCAGCUCAGACAUCCAUUGGCUGGUUUCCAGACAGCAGGAGCUGGAAAUCUAAAUCCCUUGCAAGACUUGUUAUAACAGGCACACAGAGUAUCAGAUUCCUCACAACACGCAGAUCCAGCUGCUUUCAAAACUUAGAAGCGAAUACUGUCUGUUGUACAACGUGCUAGUUUUGCUUGCUUCCUCUGCCUGAGACGAUUUAAAUCUAUUUCCAGGCAAUGGCGCUACCCACUGAGCAACAAACUCGUGCUACUUUUCUUCUGGUCUCUUUAGCCGAGUGUGACCGGCUAUUUUCUAUAGGUGAAAGCAUCAAGAGGAAAGGUAACUAGUGCAUCCACAACAAGAGCCAACAGCUGAGCUAUGAGCACUCUCUUGGAAGGAGGAAAGGGAACUGGACCAUCCACACUAAUCACUAGACACCUCUUCUCUCUGGGCCUCGUUUCUAAGGUUAAGCAAACUCCAUUUUUCCAAAGGGCAAAGAUACCUACUUUCAGAAGAGCUCAAGGACCACGGGGCUCAGGGGAAAACAGACACACAGCCUCAGCAGCUCCCUUCUGAACUGCGUGAGGCAGAUACUCACUGACACAGGGAGACACUGGUUUCAGUCUCGUGCACUGCAGAAAAAUGUAUCUGGCUCAGGGACAUGGAACUUUUUGGCACUUAAGUCUUCUAUAGGAUCUAAUGUUCAUAAAUUCUUUGGUGACUGUUCCUAGCCUGUAAACAUUAGUUGUAUGCAACAGUCAUCUUUCAAAUAGAUAAAAGGAUAGAUCUGUGCUAAAAUUUUCAGGUUCAUUUCCUACAGCUAUGUUUAUCAAGAAAGUGACCAAAAAAAAGGGAAAAAAGAAAAAAGAGAAAAAAAAUACAGCAACAUUCAAAGAAGAUGUAAGGCAUGAGGUCCUAUUAAGAUUUCAUUUUGAUCAUUAAGCAUAACUAUGUUCAUUGCCCUUUCUAUACAGUUUUCUGGCUUUCAAAUAUUUGUCUUUGAUACACGUGUCCUGAUGCUUAGCCUCAUUCCAGAGUAAAAGAGCAUUUACAGUGUUCUUCUAACAUUGUUUUAGCUAAAAAUUGCUUGUGCUCGAUCGACUGUGAGGGUCAACGCCUUACUCAUAGCAACACUGCCAUAUUCUACCAAUGGAUCCUCACAUUCUUCUCCCCCCAAAAUAUCCAGGGUAAAGCUUAAGUCAGGACCUGUACGGAAGGCUCUUCUUAAUCAGGCAUCUCUUACUGACUCUUGUGGCAACUGUGAUAAGCAAAACCCGCAAACUCACAACCUUCAGUAUAGGUUUAGAAGCUUACUGAAAAUUUCCAAUACUCACACCCAAAGUUUUGUGAGCAUGCAGAACUACGACAUUAAGCAUACUCAGUAACAGCAAGAGAAGAGCAAGUACUACCUACUCCUGUUUAGGUGCCAUUUCUUACCAAAAGUGUUGCCUAAUGAGGUAAUUCAAAUCAAUUAUUGGUCCAUGACUUGGCUGACAGUGAUAUUAAUUCUAAAUAAAUUAUUCUCUGACAUUCCCAGGCACUCUUUUACUCUUGCCCUUCCUAGAGAAAUAUAAAUAACUCUCUUCACAACACUGAUGUAGUCAUAUUAGUUCUAAUGUCAUCGCCUGUAUAUGUGUCUUAGUUACAUUUUUCUUCCCGCAACAGCUUUCCAACUUUCACAUCUCUCCAACAGCGCUAUUGUGAUUGAAGGGGGAAUACAUUAUAUGGUCAUUACGGAAAGAUUAUAAAAUUAUAAUCUCACCCGCACAAAUUACCCUGCAUGAAUUCCUUAUACAUAGCUUGCUACAGUAAGACAGGAGCUUAUGCUGGUGAAGUUGUAAUUACCUUCUAUAGCUAAUACAAUCUUCCUAGAACACCACAGGUCUUGCAUUUGCUAAAAAAGUAGAAAUUGCUCGAGUUAUGUUAAUGUUUUUCUAUAAAUAGAAAAAUUGAACACAAGUUCUAGACUAAUAAUUCCUCUCAUACUUCUAACCACCAGUGUGUAAUAGAUAGUAUUAAAAAAAAAAAACACACAAAAAAACCCCCAGCAAACCAAAAAGCAAAAAUAAGAAGCAAAACAGAUUGCUGAGGGUUAGGACGAAGGUAAGGAAAAUAACGUCUAUUUGGAGUUUCUUAACAUAUUGGGAUGUUUUUGUAAGCCUUCUGGCAGCUGUUUGUUCUCAUUAUGAAGUUUCUCUCACGUAAAAUAGUUUAUUAAAAAGGAUGAGACACUGUUCCUAGCUUUCCACUGAUGCUCCUGGCAAAGCACAAGCCAAAUUAGGUAUUGAUCCACGGUGUGUAGCUCAAAAACCCUGCAGAGCUAUGCAGGAUGCAGAAACAUUUUUCAGAAUUUGCCCCAGAUGUUCCAACAGUCUUUGCUGCACGGCCCAUUUAUCUUCUCCUGAGGGAGCAGGAAUCAUUAAUAUGGAAACCAGAUAUUAAGCCAAUAUUUGAGCCACCACCUCCUAGGGAAAUAGAUUUAGAAAUCUACAGAGCUGUGGCAGGGUUUGGUGUUUUGUGGGUUUUUUUUAUUUUGCUAUAUGAAGAUCAAGCAUGAACACAGAAUUCUAACUUCGGCUUGUCUCAGUUCAAGCUUUCAGCAGUGCCUGCACAAUAUAUAAGCAGCAUUUACUCAGUCAGGUUCCUCCUUCAAAAGCAAGGUCUGUACAGGCAAGUUAUCCCUCCUGCUCGCAAUAGGUACCCGCAGUGAAAUUUAACCUGCAUUUUGCUUUCUAGGAUAGACUUAAAGUACCUGGUGAAGGUAUUUGUUUGGUUGUAAGCUUCUGUCUUGCUUAUCAAAAUAAACUGCAUGACCUUAAUCCCUACAAGUCAAAGUGUAGAAACUGUCAUCUUCCAUUUCAACCUUUCCUUGCAGCUCUCCUAUUUCCAUACUGUGUAAUGGAUGGCAGGGUUUCAUCUGAUUUGUUGUUCACAUCCCAAGCGUUCAAGCUAUUUAGACAAUAUUGGUUGUGUUACAUGUAAGUUUAAUAA